Endocarpon pusillum Z07020 is the source of this 1071-nucleotide messenger RNA. RefSeq lists its product as uncharacterized. The transcript has 2 exons. Lineage: Eukaryota; Fungi; Ascomycota; Eurotiomycetes; Verrucariales; Verrucariaceae. Bases 1 to 1071 code for a protein of 356 amino acids. The record is from RefSeq and is a predicted model, not a curated record.
AUGGCGACUCAUUCGUAUGCCCAUCAGCAGACGGACAGUCAGCAGAGCGAAGAUCAUUUAUACGGCUCUGGCAAUAUAGCCUUUAAUCAACGACGCCUCAUGCACCCCAGAAACUCUGCUGAAUGUACUUCAUCUAGUGGAUCUUGCUCGAGCCCUGGGCCAUCACAGCAGCCGCAAAGACAGUUUCAGGACAUUCUACCAUUUCGUCAAAACCCUCGUCUGACCGUGGUAACCAGCUUUGCCGCAUCAGCUCCCAGCUCGAACGGUACGUACAGUCAGGCAGGAUCGGACCACUAUAGCUAUAUCUCAGGCUCCACCCCCGGCAGUCACACGCCCAAGUCAUCUACAUCUCCACCAAUGAAUCCCGGCUACAGCACCUCUGCAGCCAAGAAGCAGCGAUACUGGCUUCAUAUCCGGCAGCAGCCACGAGCCGGCCGCGCCUGCUCCAACGGUCGAGACCGGCGCGCCGUAGAUCCCCCGCCCGUCCUGCAACUGCAGAUAUCGGACUUCGACCCCAACUCUCCCGCCGACAUCGAAGACAUGCAGGAUCAAUCCUUCAUCGUGCAUUGUCUCCUCUGUACGGCAUCCGGCCCGGCACAAGACAUCUCCGUCGUGAUGUGCCAAGACGACAACAGCAGCGGCCAGAAAGCCGAAAAACAGAUCAACGGCAACCUGGACGCCAGCCCAUUCUUCUGUGACGAAGAUCCAGACCCGCACACCGCGCCGCCCCAUCCCUCGUCACAGCUGUACUACCCCGCACAGACGAUACCGCCUUCGCACGCGUCGGGAAGGAAUCUGCCCGCCACCUUCUUCUACUUUGCCGACCUCUCCAUUCGCAGGGCGGGCGUGUACCGCCUGGAGUUCCAGCUCAUGAGACUGAAGAUGGAUGGAACCCCGCUGCCCAUCUUGCACUCGGUCCUCAGCGAGCCUUUUAAUGUGGUCAACGCCAAGGAUUUCGAUCACGUGCAGCCAAGCACGCCGCUGGUGAGGGGGUUGGUGGCGAGCGGAGCUGGCUUUCCCUUGAAGUUGAAGCAGGGCUCUAGGGCGCAGAGGACGUCGCCUGAUGAGUAG